AUGGCUGCCCACGGGGAUGGCAGCGGUUCGGUUCAGGGUCGAUCUAGAGAUGGCAAUGGGGCGGGUUCGGGAUGGGGUGAAGAUGGCAUCGGUUCGGUAACUAUCCAGGCACUGCAGAGCACCCACCAGUACAAUGCAAGCAAGGAACAAGAUUUUAUACUGACUGAAAUUAGUUUUGGUCAGUGGAAAGAUCAAAAUGAAGUAUGGAAAUCUUGCUGGAGAAUUCCCUCAUUAGAAGGGAAGUCGUUUGGUGGAUAUGUCUUUUUUUCAUUGAGUAAUGGCCCAGAGUAUCAUGCUCCACAGAUUGUAAAUGCUGUGGGAGUGGCUAGGCAUCUUGGAGCAACACUUGUGCUGCCUGACAUCAGAGGAACCAAACUUAGGGAAAAAGGUGAGUCCUUGCACAUAAAAGAAACCAUCCACUCAAAUGAAUGGAUAUCACUGGCCACAUUUGGAAGUCUCAAGUUGCAAGCAGAGCUAUGGGAAUUGUUCGAUUCGAUGGUUGGGACACUACAAAAAAUUGGUGAAUUUCUCAAGAAGAUUGGUUUUCACAAAGAAACAACGAUAUACUUGACUCAAACUGGAUGGCGUAGUAGGCUCGAUGAAUUGAAGAAUAUUUUCCCCAACACAUUUACAAAGGGAGCAGAAUAG
Messenger RNA from Fraxinus pennsylvanica, 648 nucleotides. Lineage: Eukaryota; Viridiplantae; Streptophyta; Magnoliopsida; Lamiales; Oleaceae. The record is from the annotation of a GenBank genome assembly.